Molecule: messenger RNA, 1998 nt
Organism: Ceratotherium simum simum (southern white rhinoceros)
Lineage: Eukaryota; Metazoa; Chordata; Mammalia; Perissodactyla; Rhinocerotidae
Source: RefSeq, a predicted model, not a curated record
UCUUGUGAGGUGGAAAAACCUGGGCUGAGAAUGAGCAUUUGACUUCAAAGCAAAUAAUUUCUGAUAAACACAAAUCCUGUGGCAUGGGAUCAGGUGAACAUCAGAGAGGGGGACCUGACUUUCAAGAUACCUGCAUGUCAGAGGGCAAGUUAGAUAGGCGUAGAGGAAAUUUCACAAGGGAUAGAAUGAAUAAAAAUGAGAGACAUUCUGUGAAGGAGAUAGUUAAUAAUGAGAAACUUGCUAUAGCAAAUAAAAAGCAUCCAAAAAAGAAAUCAGAAAAAAUUGUUAGUGUGUGUUCUCAGCGUGAAAAACAUCUGCAAGUUCCAGGUAUCCAGAUUUUCUGUAACUCUGAUGUGUGGGACAAACAUUACAGUUGUAAUCGUAAUUCAGACUUUUUUCAGCAUCAGAAAAACCCCAUUGGAGAAAAGGCAUAUCAAUGUAAGGAGUGUGUCAGAGUCUUUAGCCUUAGCUCCACUUUUGUUCAGCACCAAAGUAUUCAAGGUGGAAAGCCACCCUAUGCGUGCAAGGAGUGUGGCAAGGCAUUCAGGAGCAACUCCCAGUACACAGCACACCUGCGAAUUCACACUGGAGAGAAGCCCUAUCAGUGUAAGGAGUGUGGUAAAGCCUUUAGGUUCAACUCUAGUUUUAUACAUCACCGAAGGAUCCACAGUGGGGAGCGACCCUAUGCAUGCAAAGAGUGUGGCAAGGCUUUUAGGUGCAGCUCCCACUGCACUAAACACCAACGAAUCCACACUGGGGAGAGGCUCCACGAGUGUAAGGAGUGUGGCAAAACCUUUGUUUUCAAAUCCACACUGUUUCAUUAUCAGAGAGUGCAUACUGGGGAGAAACCAUUUAAAUGCAAGGACUGUGGUAAGGCCUUUGGUGAGAAAAAUACUUUUAUUCAGCAUCAGAGAAUUCAUACUGGUGAGAAACCAUAUAUAUGUAAGGAGUGUGGCAAAGCUUUUCAUGUGAACUCACAGCUCAUUCACCACCAAUUGCUACACACUGGAGAGAGACCCUACCAAUGUAAAGAGUGUGGGAAAAGCUUCACCUGGAACUCAAACCUUGUCCAGCAUCGGAAAAUUCACUCUGGGGAGAAAGCCUAUCAAUGUGAGGAAUGUGGGACGGCCUUCAGGCAGAAAGGUAAUUUAAAUCGACAUCAGCAAAUCCACCCUUGCAAGACAGAUUUCAAAGAAAGUUCAGGAUUGGAGCAACACCAGAGAUUCCAUGAUGGAGAAGGAGACUGUAAAUGUGAGGAUUGUGGGAAAAUCUUUAUUCAGAAUUCAAAUUUUAUUUGCCAUCGGAAUAUUCACUCAGGAGACAAACUUUUAAAUGAAAUUGUUGGUUCAUGUGUCCCCCGAGUGCAGCUUGUUCGGCCCUCCCCUUCUUGGCCUGGCCACACCAAUCCAGCCCUACGUCUCACCUCUCCCCAGAGGGCUCCCUCUGCUCCAGCCAGUGCUUUCUCCCCACGCUCCACAUCAUCCACUCUCUCACUUCCUACCUCACAGCCCUUGCUCUUUUUGCUUCCUCACAUGCCCUCCCCUCUUCUCUCUCUCUUUCUUUGAUCUUUCCUGGACUUAAAUAGGCCUUCUGAAGUUUGUAACUUUGAUACUGCCUUUUGCACUGUCUUACAUACACCUUUCUCCACCUUGAAUUAUUACCUUUUCUAGAUGGCCACAUUAUACUUGCUACUCAGUUAUAUGCUGGGGUUUUUUCCCCCAUGUAGUGGACUCAGAUUUUUAUGUUUAACUGUUGCAGCCAAGUUGUCACUUCUCAAGGACAGGAAUCACAUGACUAGAUGAAGAAAGGUGAGGAAGUUGGGAAGUAUUUCCACUGUAAAUGAAUGUAUGGCAUGACCAUUUAAGUGUUGAUUAUAGGAAUGGUAGAAAUGAGCAAUUUCACUCAGUUCAGGAAGGAAGAGAUUUAAAUAGAAACUGAAGAUAUUGCUGUAAGAAUGGACCUUAUAGGAGGCUGUAAGCUAGUAGUAAAUGAGAACUG